This is a messenger RNA of Mycena indigotica, 1200 nucleotides long. RefSeq lists its product as uncharacterized. Lineage: Eukaryota; Fungi; Basidiomycota; Agaricomycetes; Agaricales; Mycenaceae. The record is from RefSeq and is a predicted model, not a curated record. The transcript has 3 exons. Bases 1 to 1200 code for a protein of 399 amino acids.
AUGUCAAUUCCACAAGAACUGCUUGACCUCAUCGUGCACUAUAUCCCGAACGACGCUGACCUCGACAACACGUUGAGAGUAUGCACGUACACAUUUCGCGGUCUUGCGGGACCAGCUCGUCUGCGUUUGCUUCGUUCUCUACAAUUGACGCCUAUCGUUACCAAUGGAGGGAUUCAUAUGGCAAACAAAUGUCAGAGGCUGCUUAAACUGCUCGACUCGCCCAGGAAUAUGGGUGCCUUAAUUCACGCUCUUCACAUUGUUGAAAGCCCCUCAGACGAAUUGCCAUGGAUUGUCAAAGCGUCCCGCACACUCUCCCUCAUACUGCCGUCUCUCGUCAAUCUCCGGCACUUUUAUCUGCGCUCCAAACUCCAGACUCUCCAAUGGGAGUUGUUUUCACGCUCGUUCAAGGCUGCAAUUGAAAAGAUUGCUUCUCAGCUUGACACCCUGUCUUUACGUGGCGUGUUUAUAAAACUCACCGAUACUGCCCAUCGACAACAAAUACUGGCGAUUAUCGCCAAGUCUCCCAAACUGACACGAGUGGUCCUCUGUUUUCGAGAGCCGUGGUAUUACGAGGAGGCAGAGUUUCCUCUCUUACCUGAGCGUCAGGCAGGUGGCGGUCUAGAGUCGCUUGUUGUCGGUGGCCGCAGUAUGCCAACCCAAGUGGUUUUCGGCCCACUCGACUUGACCUUUUUGCGGGUCCUCGCGGUACAGUCCCAUUCGGAGUCUUUGACACCGUUGGUCCAAGUCUGUGCUCGUGCAAAAAUGCUCGAAGAGCUGUAUAUGUGGCCAGGAACACAGUAUGGAUUGCAGCUGGGGUCAAUCGGUCUUUCUGCGUUCCCUCGUCUUCGUGUUCUCCACAUCUGUGACAGGUGGGAACCCCCAAGUCUGCGCCAGGUCGUGGAAGAAUGCUGCACAAUACCGACUCUUCAGCACGUGUCGUUCGAAUUCAGGAUGUACGUCUCCUCCAUCCCCCGCCCAUCAAUGAGCGCGGACCAGAUUGACGCAUGGAACGCGCUUGGCGCAGCGGUUACCGCUCGUCCGUCUACCCUCGAAGAUGUCCGUGUCACGAUUCCAGUCUUGUAUGCCCAGGAUAAGCUGUGGGCGGACGACUUCUUGGCUCAGCAUGCUAUGGGUGAUUUCAUUGCUAUACGGGUGCGUGCAUACGAGAAUCCACGAGACGACCCGAACUGGUGGGGAUGA